Molecule: messenger RNA, 624 nt
Organism: Cooperia oncophora
Lineage: Eukaryota; Metazoa; Nematoda; Chromadorea; Rhabditida; Trichostrongylidae
Source: the annotation of a GenBank genome assembly
AUGCACCGUAGAAUCGACACAUGCUUUGUAGACCUAUGUGCAUACUUGCUACUCUACAAAUAUGCAUUUGGUAAGCAUAAUGAAACUCAGCAAGUGAAGCACAAGCAUCUACCGCAGCAACUGCACCAUAAAGGGCUAACCUGCCUUGAACUCCUCAUUCCUACAGCGAAGAACGAGUAUAAUAUUUGUGAAAAAUUAUGGAAAGCAGCGAAAAACUAUUCAUCCUAUAUGAAAUUGGUCACAUGUGUGAGGUUAGCAUUGGGCAGUAAACGGUUUUGGCCUGGCAAGAUUCGCAUCUAUAAUAGAGCUCAUGGAUUUGUACGUGAUGGGUGGAAUACAGACCAAAUUUGGUCUCCCGCAGACUUCAUGUUCCAUGGUUGGAAGGCCAACGAGCUGCAGAAGUACCACCCGUUCAGCAAAGUCAUUGAUCCAGAAAAAUGUGGUGUUGGCUUACGUGGAUGGCACUGGAACAGUACGAAACGGAGAACUGCUGAUGAAGUGAAGAAACACUUGGGACGCGCAGAAAAAUUCUAUCGAUCUAUAUAUCCAGAAAUGGCGAAAAUCAUUCCAUUUCUGGAUCUCUCCAACAUCAGUAGCUGCUAUCCUCACUGUGAAACCGUCUGA